GAUACAUUUAAUCAUGGCGGACCAUGAAACAAUUGAAGCGAUCAUUCGAUUCGUCGAUGCGAGGCAACCGUCGAUUCUAAUAAUUACAAGUUGAUUCAUGUAGCAGUAUAUAACAGUGUAAGUAACGUUGGCAUUUCCAUGAAAGUGAAAACAUCGAGUGAAAACUUUCUUUCUGGCUUGUAAGUUGUUUCACUUCCUGUGCGCGUAACCUCACUCUCUUGCUGCCGAUGCAUUUCUAUGCAGCUUCUACACGCCGCUGUCUUUACGUAAUCCUCAGCCGCGAAAGAAAGUUUCUAUCGUUGCGAGGAGGUUAACAUCCUCUACCUAUUCAAAUAUCGCUCGCUGCCCGAUGUAAUCGGAAGCAACGCGCUACGUUCGAAAAUGAAGCGAUCAAAUAUCUAUAUACCCGCAUAGAAAGAGAACUCUCUAAUGAAACUUUAUUAGUUCCUUUAUUUAUAUAAUCAAUAGAAAUUUUUCGAAGCGAAAAUGUUACUAUGAACACCUGUUUUCUUUUCAAGCCGAUAUACAUAAAUACGUAUGGAUGGCAUUAUUUUCGAGAGAAAGUAUUCAUCGAGUAUUCAAUAAAUUUCAAAUCGCCCGCUCAAAAUCAAGUCGGACAGUUUUGACAUGGCAGACGACGAAAGCAGUUCGACGUCCGACGAGAGUUUGGACGUAAAAAGUGUCAAAUUUGAUCCGCUGAAAGCGCUUUACUCCACAAAAAUAAAGCUUUCAGGCACGAAAGCACCAAUUUACGACAAUGUUUCGAAAUUCGAAGCCGUAAUGUCGGGUCUAUCGAAACAAUCGAAAAAAAAUGAUCGGACUACCGAUGUGAAGCAAGGAGAAUGUUCGAGGCAACGAUUUUUAUCCCAUCAAGAGCCUGUGGCCAACAAAAAGAAGAUAGAGAAACGAGACUGGAUCGCAGAUGGAAGGAACGUCCUCUCGAAAAUGCAAAGAACCUUCGGCCCGUUAGGAAUGCUGCACGAAUACAUGGAAAAUCGAACUCGCAUUAAGGUCUACACCAGAAACGCGCGUGGCAUAAGGGGACACGUGGAGGCAUACGUGGCCGCCUUCGACAAGCACUGGAACCUCGCGCUCGAGGACUGCUUCGAGAUUUGGACGCGUAAAGUGAAGAGGAAAGCACCUGCUCUGGGUAUGCCGAGCGGCGCGAGGACGAUGGACGAGGAAACCGCGCCCAAAGUAAUCGUGAAGAAGAUCGAGGGAAAGAUGGAGACCUUGGAAAGACACGUGCCGCAAAUGCUGCUGAGGGGAGAGCAGGUCGCUAUAAUCGUCAAAAUCAAUUGAGACGGUGAAUACGUCCUACCACCGAGAAACGGACACUGUGAUGUGACGUCACGCGACAUCAUGUUGCGACGCAUCGAGUCAUCACGAGCAACGUUAUACCUCCAUCAAUUAUAUUUAUUUUUUUUUCUUUUUCUCCUCCCCCGUUUUGUAUCGUUUUCUUUCGAGCAGUAUUAUCGAAUAAACGUCUUCGAUGUUU
Apis cerana (Asiatic honeybee) is the source of this 1498-nucleotide messenger RNA. RefSeq names its product U6 snRNA-associated Sm-like protein LSm11 (gene Lsm11). Gene Ontology annotation, cellular component: U7 snRNP. The record is from RefSeq and is a predicted model, not a curated record. Gene Ontology annotation, molecular function: U7 snRNA binding. NCBI's taxonomy places the organism in Eukaryota, Metazoa, Arthropoda, Insecta, Hymenoptera, Apidae. Gene Ontology annotation, biological process: mRNA 3'-end processing by stem-loop binding and cleavage.